Vanrija pseudolonga is the source of this 1986-nucleotide messenger RNA. It is a transcript of the gene SPAC20G8.04c, whose product is annotated as putative electron transfer flavoprotein-ubiquinone oxidoreductase, mitochondrial. Gene Ontology annotation, molecular function: electron-transferring-flavoprotein dehydrogenase activity; iron-sulfur cluster binding. Lineage: Eukaryota; Fungi; Basidiomycota; Tremellomycetes; Trichosporonales; Trichosporonaceae. The record is from RefSeq and is a predicted model, not a curated record. The coding region runs from base 67 to 1917 and encodes 616 amino acids. Gene Ontology annotation, cellular component: mitochondrial inner membrane. Gene Ontology annotation, biological process: electron transport chain. The transcript has 4 exons.
CCUCACCACUCACUUUGCAACCACUCUCCAUCUCACACGCCGCAUCACACCGCACAAGCACAAACAAUGGUGUCCAUCCAGCGCUUGGUCGGACCAUCGAGGACAGUUGUCGCGGCCGUCGCACGCCGCCCAGCUGCCAGGCCACCAACCACCACCCUCUUCUGGGCCACACGACAGGCGCGUCGCGGCUACGCAUCCGAAGCCGAGGAGCCCUUCAACCCCGACGAGGUCGAGCGGGCCACUGACGAGGCCGAUGUGGUCAUUGUCGGCGGUGGUCCCGCCGGUCUGUCGGCUGCCAUCCGCCUCAAGCAGCUCGCCAACGAUGCUGGCAACGAGGAGUUCCGUGUCAUUGUCCUUGAGAAGGCCUCGGAGCCCGGAAACCACAUUCUCUCCGGUGCUGUUCUUGAGCCCAAGGCGCUCAACGAGCUCAUUCCCAACUGGGAGGAGCUCGGCGCGCCCCUCAACCAGCCCGCGCUCAAGGACUCGAUGAAGUUCCUCACCAAGGGCAUGUCGAUCCCCAUGCCUCACCCUCCUCAGAUGAGCAACCACGGCAACUACAUUGUCUCGCUCUCGCGUGUCGUUGCAUGGCUCGCCGAGCAGGCCGAGUCGCUUGGCGUCGAGGUCUACCCCGGUUUCGCUGGUGCCAAGGUCCUCUACACCGAGGACGGCAAGGGCAUCAAGGGUGUCGUUACUGGCGACGUUGGUCUUGACAAGAACUUCCAGCCCAAGGACUCUUACGAGCCUGGUAUGGAGUUCCACGCCAAGGUCACCCUCAUUGCCGAGGGUGCCCACGGCUCCCUCUCCAAGGAGAUCCAGAACAAGUUCAACCUUCGCGAGGGCAAGGACCCCCAGACUUACGGUCUCGGUGUCAAGGAGGUCUGGAAGGUCAAGGACGAGAACUAUGAGCCCGGAAAGAUUGUCCACACCAUGGGCUGGCCCUUGACCGCCAAGACGUACGGUGGUUCGUUCCUCUACCACAUGGAGGACAACAUGGUCACUCUUGGUCUUGUCGUCGGUCUCGACUACGAGAACCCCUACAUCUCGCCCUUCCGCGAGUUCCAGCGCAUGAAGCACCACCCCGAGAUCGCCAAGGUCCUCGAGGGCGGUGAGUGCAUUGCCUACGGUGCGCGUGCCCUCAACGAGGGUGGUCUCCAGUCGAUCCCCAAGCUCUUCUUCCCUGGCGGUGCCCUCAUCGGCUGCUCGGCCGGUUUCCUCAACGUGCCCAAGAUCAAGGGUACCCACAACGCCAUGAAGACGGGUAUGCUCGCCGCCGAGGAGGCGUACAAGCAGAUCACUGAGCGCGGAGAGUCCGAGUCGGAGGAGCCCAUCGACAUGUCGGGCUACGAGAAGGCCUUUGAGAACUCGUGGGUGUACGACGAGCUCAAGGAGGUCCGCAACCUCCGCCCCUCGUUCCACAACCCUCUCGGCAUCUGGGGUGGCAUGGCCUACUCUGGUCUCGACUCGAUGAUCCUCAAGGGCCGCGUGCCCUGGACGUUCCACCACCCCAAGGAGGACUACGCCGCGACUGGCAAGGCUGCCAACUUCCAGGAAAUCGACUACCCCAAGCCCGACGGCAAGCUUUCGUUUGACAUUCUGACCUCGGUCGCCCGUACCGGCACCAACCACGCCGAGAACCAGCCCGUCCACCUCCGUCUUCCCAACACCCCCGGCGCCCGCGCCAAGCACACCGAGGUCAACGUGACCGAGUACGCUGGUCUCCUCGGCCGUGUCUGCCCCGCCGCCGUCUACGAGUACCAGGACGCCGAGGGCGCCGAGGUCGACGCCGUUGGCAAGAAGUUUGUUAUCAACUCCCAAAACUGCAUUCACUGCAAGACUUGCUCCAUCAAGACCCCCACGCAGGACAUUACCUGGACUGUUCCCGAGGGUGGCGGUGGCCCCAAGUACACCAUCACCUAGAUUGUCCCCCGAUGUGUCUUGAGUUGUCAGCAUGUCUAUUAUUGUGCAUAUGUUAGCUUAGCAGUUCGA